AAUUUCUUUUGUUCUUUCUCUCUCUUUUUCGUGCCCCCUUCCCCAUAACACAUUUACAUAUUAUAUAAACCAUCCUUCAACUCUGCUUAUUGUUCACCAAAAACAUUACACACAUUAUUCAUAGUCUUAUUAUUUUGUUACAUAAUUAAUACAUACACUCUAAGCUAUGGGGGUAAGCUCACAAACUCUAGAGAUUACGGUUAUUUCCGGUGAAAACGUUCAUGUGAAGGAGGAAUCAUACGUCGUCGUUCGAGCUGAGUCACUCAAAUCUUGCACAACAAAACCAGCCAAAAACACUGACAUUAUCAUCAACAAUAAUCAUAGCUCAAGUUUGAUUUCAUGGAACGAGAAGUUAUUGCUUGAGAUUCCAAUGCAUGCAAGGUCCAUCACGUUUGAAGUUCAAUGCAAGAAUUCAAGAGCAAGUAGUGCUAGACCCGUUGGGGUGGCAAGGAUUGCUAUUUCGGAUAUAUUGUUAGGUGGUUCUAAUGGGUUUGACGGCGACAGCAACGGCGACAAUGUGCUGAGUUAUAGGUUGAGGGAUUGGGAUGGAAGGAGAAAUGGAGUUAUUCAUUUCUCCGUGAGGAGGAUGACGGCGGCACCACCGGUCGAAAAUACGGUGAAGGAGUUGGUGGAGGAUCAGAAAAAGACUAAGAAGGAAUCUGGUGAAGAAGUUGUUCUUGGAGUUCCGGUAUGGUGGAACUACCCUAAUAUUAUUAUUUGAUGGUCUAUUAUUUUGUUAUUUUUUUAAUAUUUUAUAUUUAAUUAAGAGAUGUUAUUUUUAUG
Molecule: messenger RNA, 783 nt
Organism: Arachis duranensis
Lineage: Eukaryota; Viridiplantae; Streptophyta; Magnoliopsida; Fabales; Fabaceae
Exons: 1
Coding region: 167-721 (184 amino acids)
Source: RefSeq, a predicted model, not a curated record